Molecule: messenger RNA, 1209 nt
Organism: Nerophis lumbriciformis (worm pipefish)
Lineage: Eukaryota; Metazoa; Chordata; Actinopteri; Syngnathiformes; Syngnathidae
Source: RefSeq, a predicted model, not a curated record
CUGAUGCAGAAAUAAUUAAAGAAUGCUUGACUGAAGUGAUGGGUGCCAUGUUUGAAGGCAACGAAAAGGAGGAAAUGACAGCUAAAAUAAAUCAAAUCCCACUCUCUGAUGCCACAGCUACCAGACGUACUGAAAUUCUGGCUGGUGAUUUGUCCAAGCUGCUUUGUGAUGGAAUAAAAAAUGCAGAGUGCAUAUCCCUAGCAGUGGAUGAGUCCACUGACACCACUGACAAUGCUCAGUUGUUGGUGUUUGUGAGGUAUUAUGAUGAGGAAAAGGGGGAGUUUAUUGAAGAUGUUUUGAGCCUGGCAAACCUCAUUGGACAAACAAGGGGAUAAGACAUCUAUAAAGCAAUAUCAGAAAUGCUGAAUGAAAAAGGGAUAGAUCUGAAGAAAGUUGUGUCCAUUGCUACUGAUGGAGCUCCAGCCAUGUUGGGGAGAGAGAAGGGACUGGUUCCGCGUCUGAGAGACCACCACCCUGGCCUGAUAUCUUAUCACUGCAUAAUCCACCUGUCUGUCCUUUGUGCAAGUCUUGGAGAAGUGUACUCUGAAAUCAUGACAACAAUGAUGAAACUCAUAAACUUCUUGGGAGCAUCAUCUGCACUGCAGCACCGCUUGCUGCGCACAUUCCUAACAGAGGUAGAUGCUGCUUUUGAUGAUUUGCUCGUGCACAACAACGUCAGAUGGCUGAGCAAAGGCAGGGUCCUGGAGCGUUUUUGGGCCAUUAGAGAAGAGCUGCAAGUGUUUCUGUCCCAGCAAAAUAGCGCAAAAGCAAAACAGUUCCUGGAAUUUCUGCAAAAUGCUGGGAAACUGGAAGCUGGGGCAUGUUUGGCUGAUAUAACCUCCCAUCUCAAUGACCUAAAUCUCAAGCUACAGGGGAAGAAGAACACAGUGUGUGAGCUGAUGUCAGAAGUCCCUGCCUUCCAGAGGAAGCUGGAGCUUUUCAAAAGUGACAUACAGGAGGAACUGCUCCACUUCCCCAAACUUCUGGAACUGACCAAAGGAGAGGGAGAUCAUCAGUGCCAUUUGGAAUUCUUGGAAAAAAAUCAUUCCAAAUUUCAAGACUCGCUUUGAUGGCUUCAUUUUGGGAAAACAAGUCCUGCUGUUCAUUGAAAACCCAUUCCUGAUCAGAAAUGUGAGUGUGUUCUCUGCAGAAGCAAAACAAGUCUUCCCAUGGGCCAGAGCUGCUUCACUGCAGACUGAGCUCAUUGAC